Molecule: messenger RNA, 2304 nt
Organism: Engraulis encrasicolus (European anchovy)
Lineage: Eukaryota; Metazoa; Chordata; Actinopteri; Clupeiformes; Engraulidae
Product: tripartite motif-containing protein 16-like protein
Exons: 6
Coding region: 223-1917 (564 amino acids)
Molecular function (GO): zinc ion binding; protein binding
Source: RefSeq, a predicted model, not a curated record
CAGAAAGGAAGUUUACAUAAAGCCCUGUCAAAUGCACGUGAAUCAUAAACAACAAAACUCGGCUGAAAGUUGGUGGACGCUGUUGACUUACUUUGUUCUUGAAAUUAAUAGACCACAGCUGCUGAGGUAAGCUGUCCAGGCUGUCGUUGUUGACAUAAAUGUGAAAGUGAAAGUGUCAACGCUACACUGAACAAGCAAUUGAAGACGUAUAAAGUGGGUUAAAUGGAUGGUAUUUACUGGAACGACCAAUAUUUCCUCGCCUGUCCUAUUUGUCUUGAGGUUCUUCAAGUUCCCGUUACUAUACCAUGUGGACACAGCUACUGCUUAAACUGCAUUAAACGUUACUUUGACCAGAAGAAGGGCCGUGGAGAUGCGGUGCAGUGUCCCCAAUGCUGGGAAACGUUUGCUACAAGGCCCCCGCUGAAGAAAAACACUCUUAUCGCCGAAAUGGUGGAGAAAAUAAAUCAGCCCAAACAACCAACGUCUUCUUCUAAUUCUGUCCACGUGGACAGUGAGUUAGAAUGCGACGUGUGCAAAGGAACAAAAGUUAAAGCCGUCAAAUCUUGUCUUGAUUGUUUGGUGUCUUACUGCGAGGCUCACCUCAAACUCCACAACGAGCUCAACCCAGGGGGCAAACACAGAGUUGUAAAUCCCGCGGGACACCUGAAGGACAAAAUCUGCCGUCGACAUAGCAAACUUCUGGAGGUUUUCUGUCGAACGGACAAGCAAAUUCUCUGUUUGAUGUGCACCAUGUACGAGCAUCGAGGCCACGAAAUGGUACCAGCAGAGAUAGAGAGAUUCGAAAAACAGAAACUUGUUGGAAAGGCUGACACCAAUUCAAAGAGGAGACUGGAAGAGAAGGAGAGAGAAUAUCAGCAAGUAAAGAAAGCCACACAGAAUCUGAAGCGCUCCGCAGCAGCCGCAGUGGCGGAAAAUGACAAGUGCCUUAAGCACCUGAUGGGCUCCAUCCAGAAGAGGCAUGCUAAGGUGACGAAGCUGAUCAGGGCUCAGGAGAAGGCGGAGGUGAGUAGGGCUCAGGGGGUCCUGAAGCAGCUGGAGCAGGAGAUUGCAGAUCUGAAGAGGAGAGAUGCUGAGCUGACGGAGCUCGCACGCACGGAGGACCAUGUCCACUUCCUUCAGAGAUUUCCCUUCCUUAAUGAGCCGACUGCACCAGAUGUCAUCAUCCGUGUGGAUCAGCACAGCUCCUUUGGGGAGGUUGGCAGCUCUCUGUAUGAACUCCAGAAGCGCCUGGAGACCCAGUGGACGAAGGAGAAGAAGGAGAUCAUUGAGAAAGUCGCACACAUCCAAGCAUUUGUGGCUCCAGACUACAGGAAUAAGGAGGAGUUCCUGAGAUACUACCACCCAUUUGCUCUGGAUCCGGCCACCGUCCGUAGCGGUCUCCAACUGCUCAAUAGCAACAAGACUGUUGCGGACAAAAAUGUGCGCCUCCCGUACCCUCAUCACCCUGAUCGGUUCGACUGCUGGCUUCAGGUGCUGUCCACAGAGAGCAUACUGGCACGCACCUACUGGGAGGUGGAGUGGCAGGGCCACUGGGCCAACGUCGCCCUGUCCUACAAGAGCAUCCGCCGGGACGGAGGGGGUAAGGACAGCAGGUUCGGGUCCAACGACCAGUCCUGGAGCCUGAGGCUCAACAGCAGGUUCGGCUCCUCUCUCUGGCACGACGACAAGGAGACCAAGCUCCCACGAGUCACCUGCUCCAGAAUAGGCGUCUACGUCGACUAUUUGCACGGAACCAUUUCCUUCUACACCGUCGCGGACGCAGUGAUGAGCCUCUUGCACAGAGUCCAGACUUCGUUCAGUGAGACGCUCUAUCCAGGGUUUGGGUUUGAUUUCGGUUUGGAGCAUCACCCGUCUUCUGUUGGGUUUGUGGAGCCAUUAAGACUUCAAUCUCUUUAGAGAAGUCAUGACGACACAUUUAACAGUCAGACAUCAAUCUGGAGCUCUAACAGAAUGCAGAAUUCAGAAUGCAGUUUGGAAUUAUUACAUGCCAAAUGAAUUGUGAGGAAAUAGGGAAGAUGAGAUGUAAUUUUUGAGUUUGUUACAGUCAACCCUAAAAGUCAAAUCUGCCUGUGUAGGCGAAACUAUUGACUUCACAUGCAAGUGCCUUAAGUAUAGUAAUGGACUGUCUGGGAACAGUGUGUUGUAAUGUACUGUAUAUGUUGGUGGUGAUUUAUGACCUGAUUUAAGCUAUUGAAUACAAUACCACUAAUGUUUUUAUUUAGUCAUUGGGAAAUAAUUUAAGUAUUAACAAAGUAUUAAUAAAUAAAUUAUUCAGAAUGAUCA